AUGAUUGCGGUAAGCGCUGGACACGUAAUGGCCUGGGAAUCUGCGACCAGUCAUGGCAUUAACGAUGUUCGCAUUAAACAAAAUGCAGCUGGGCCCUCAGAUAAGAGAUAAACUCCUCUGUCCAUAGACUAACCAGAUUCCGCUAAAGGUCGUGAUGCGGUAGGACUUCCCCCCAGGGCUGUAGCCUGUUUGCCUAGCCUCAUUUAUAAGGACCGUCAAUCUGCAGCAGCCUCCCAAUGUCGUUAUGAUUAAUCCUUCGUUGCUGACCAUUUUAUCUGUAUUUGGUAUUUUUGAAAGUGAGUUUAUGGAAAUCAUGCUGGGGAAGAGAAGUGGUCAGGAGUUUGGAAAAAUUUUCUCAAACUUUUAUCAGCCUGUUUCAAAAAAAAUUUUUUUGCCUCUCUCCGAAAUUCCAUCAAAAUUGCUCAGUUUACAGUUUCAAAAUGUUGAUAAUAAUUCCGUCCUUCUUUUAUAAAAAAAUGAUUUUUGACCACCCUGAGCUCGACGUGAAAACUUAGCGGUUGUGAAAGACCUUCACACUUCUUGCUGCUUACUUUUUCAUAUGCCAUUCAUGAAAUAACUGUGAAAUAACUCCAUGAAAUUUCUAACUUCCUAACUGAAAAACUUCUAACAUUAAUCAUUUAAUCAUUUGCAGUAGUUGACAGUAUUUCGAUUUCUGAAGCUUACAAUAAAUUUCUGGAGCGUGAUUCUGGCUACGAGCAGCCAUAUCCUUUCGACUUCUACAAACCAAUCGGAUAUAAAGGUGGCGAGCCGGUAGGGUAGUUUUGUUAUCACCGAUCACCAAUCUUCUUUCUCAGAUAUGGCCAAGAACUUAUUCGACUUCGGCUGAGUUGUUCUUCGACGAGAACGGAGCGGCGUUUCCAGUCAGACCUCGGGCCAAGCUGUCAGAAAUCCUUGGACACUUCAAAGGCGGCCAUUCGCUUUACAAUCCUCGCAUUAAGUAUUUUGAGGAACGACUUCGAAGGCGUAGUUAA
This is a messenger RNA of Caenorhabditis auriculariae, 992 nucleotides long. The record is from the annotation of a GenBank genome assembly. Lineage: Eukaryota; Metazoa; Nematoda; Chromadorea; Rhabditida; Rhabditidae.